AUGACCAUCCCUCGGCAGGAGAUCCUCAAGUCCACACCCGUGUACCCUGUUAUUCAGCAAAUUCGCGAAGACCUUAUUCACUACAUAGACAAUCCUCUCAGUUAUGAAGCUCUCACUGCUCCGGACUUGACUUAUACGCUUGUCCGACCACUCGCAGAAAAGUACAACAAGCUUCAGAACAUGGCUAUUCCAUUUUGUCUGCUCCUGAAUCGCGCCAACUUCAUGCGAGACAAGGACAUUGCCACGCGUUCUGUGUCUCUCUCUCGUGCUGCACUCUGUGAAAUUCUUGCCAUUCGCGCUAUUCGUUAUUGGGCGAAUGAGACUCUUGAGUUGGCGAUGGUCAUGACUACCUCAUGGGUUAUAUUCGCGGGUGCUGAUGAGGAAGUACUGUCAAAAGUUAACGACGAUAGGGAAGAUACCAUUGACAUGGAUCUAAGACUUGGAAAUGCCAUAGAGAUGGCAGUUCUCUCUGAUGCUAAGCGUUUUAUCAAGUCUUCGGCAAGUCAGAAAGUGAUCAAUGGAAUUUGGACUGGCGAGAUCAUUUACACACCAGAAAGCGAUCACGCCAUAUUAUCCGACACAUACAAGCGUGCGCCAGUCCACUUCUACGAUCCAUUGAGGGCUCCAUUGUUGGACCAUUAUCGACUUAAAGUUCCUGCUAUACGAGCGGUACUGGAUUACUUGAACUUUCUCCUCUUGUUUAUCCUUUUUGUCUUGUUUUUGGAGACCAACGAACUGGGUCGCAUCAAUAUCUUCGAAUGGGCCUUUAUCAUUUAUGGUCUAGGAUUCACCGUGGAUCGACUGGCUUCCAUGCAGGAACAUGGUCUUAAAUGUACGUCAACGUUCCUCGAUAUACUGUGGAAUGGAUUUGACUUAGCGUUCAUUGUCACAUACCUUCCUUACAUCACGCUGCGUUUUUAUGGUGCACGCGAGCACAAAUCCUGGGCGUCAGAACUGAGCAUUGACAUUGUUUCUAUCUCUGGUGUCUUCAUGUUUCCCCGCAUUGCAUUUGUCAGCUUGUCCAACAACUUAAUGGUUCUAUCUCUACGUUCCAUGUUUGUGCAGUUCUUCCAGCUCAUGGCCCUUGCAAUGUGGUGUUUUGGAGGCUUUCUAUAUGCUCUCUGGACGUUUGGGAAAUCAAGGCAAGUCGUCUCUAUGUUACGAACACCCCUCGCUUUAUUGCUUCCGCGCAGAUACACAGCAGCCCAGAUUGCCUGGUGGAUGGCUGACCUAUGGUUCGGCCUCGAUGCAAGUGGAUUCGAGUUGGCCAGCACCUUCCAUCCCGUGUUUGGGCCGCCUUUGAUGGCCGUGUAUGCGUGCUGCUCCAACACACUCUUACUGACAGCGAUAUUUCAUCAGAUAUUAUCACAGACGUUCAGCACUCUGAGCGCUGAUGCGGAGGCUGAAGUGAGUUUCUUCGGGGUAUGGCCUCAGCGAAGAUCAAUGCUGCAGCAUAUACAUAUCUAUAUUAACUCUUCGCUAACUAGGGUGAAGGCUGAUGCGCUUUUCUCUUACCAACCACCUUUGAACCUUUUUGCGUUCUUAGUUAUGUGGCCAUUGAGCUUCAUCCUCAACGCGCGGUGGUUUCACAAAGUAAAUGUCUUAAUGAUCAGAAUUACGGCAUUUCCGAUCUUGUUGUCGAUUGGGCUGUAUGAAAGAUUGUCACGAUCACGACCGCCCAAAACAUUGGAACGGGCCUCACAUUUGUUGGACAUGCUUCCCCGAGGAUUACGUCCUCUAAGUUUCCUAGAGGGACUAGCAGGGCAAGGAUCACGAAUCGAGGCUGUUUUUGAGAUAGAGGCAAAGGUGGUGGAUGACCAACUGAAUUCGUCGAAUCUGCAGCGAGGCUAUGAACCCGACCGGCAAAGCCAGGAGAUUGAUAUACCCUCAAAACCCCACUCUCCUGCUCAAUCCACUUCAUCAUCACCUGCAAAG
Cantharellus anzutake is the source of this 1935-nucleotide messenger RNA. RefSeq lists its product as uncharacterized. The transcript has 19 exons. NCBI's taxonomy places the organism in Eukaryota, Fungi, Basidiomycota, Agaricomycetes, Cantharellales, Hydnaceae. The annotation marks the transcript as partial. The record is from RefSeq and is a predicted model, not a curated record.